AUGGACGCCUUCAAGACUCUUCAGGACGAAGUCUCCAAGGCUCUGGUGUCUACCACGCGCUCUGCUUCCCGCGUCGGCAGCGCAGAUAUUCCCUUCCAGCGAUCUCUCAAUCCACAAGCAGGCGCGCAGCUUGAUGCUCAAAAUGCGCGCCUUCUCCACCUCGCGCAGCGUCUGCUUGAGAAUGCUGCAGCAAGCUCGGACGCUGUAGGUCCCAAGCUACCCGACAUCGAAGCCGUAGAUGGCAAUUGGAGGGGGGUUGUUGAUGUCAUCGACAGCUUGCUUGAAAAGGCCGAUAUUAGUCUGGAUGAGUAUACCGGUGUUGUGAAGCGCUUGAGUCCAGCAGGAGAGACAGCUGCCGCAACACCACGACCGAAUAUCGCAGACCGUAAAAUCAUACCAAAACCGCAACUACAGUUUGAAUAUGUUCCAACCAACGACGAGAGUGGUGGCUUCCGGCCGCUCGUGACGGCAAAGCCACAUGCGAAGAUCCCGCUGGAAAAAUGUCUUCAAACGUUCAAAGACAAACACGGUCGGGAACAAUACCCUCACCCAUAUCAGACCGAAAUCGAGACGUACGAGUAUCCUCCUUCCUUGUACAAGCAUGCCGAGCCGCAACGAUACGAACCCUUUGAAUCCACAACAGCCAUCUUCGUCGACACUCCUGAAGCGCUUGCAAGUAUGCUGGCUGAGCUGAAAACAGCAAAGGAGAUUGCCGUCGAUCUCGAACAUCAUGACAACCGAUCCUACAUUGGCAUAGUUUCCUUGAUGCAAAUCAGCACCCGCAAUCAGGACUGGAUAGUCGAUACAUUAAAGCCAUGGCGGAGGAAGCUUGAAUGUCUGAACGAAGUAUUUGCGAAUCCCGACAUCAUCAAAGUCCUGCAUGGUGCCUAUAUGGACAUCAUGUGGCUACAACGAGACCUCGGGUUGUACGUUGUUGGCCUAUUCGAUACAUAUCACGCAGCGCGGUCACUUGGAUAUCCAGGUGCAAGCCUGGCCUACCUGCUUGAUCGAUUCAUAGGGUUCAAGGCGCAAAAACAAUACCAGAUCGCGGAUUGGCGGAUACGACCUCUUGGGAAAGAGCUUUUCGAAUACGCGCGAGCGGACACUCACUUCUUAUUGUACAUUUUCGACAACAUGCGAAAUGAGCUAGUCGAGAAGUCUGACUUGUCCAACGUUGAGAAGAACAAGGUCAGGGAUGUUUUGGAGAAAUCUAAAGAAACUGCUUUGCAGCGGUAUGAACACCCCGUGUACGACGAAAAAUUCGGUCUCGGAACUGGCGGCUGGUACAAGCUGAUAUCACGCACGCCUGUUCAAUUCACGCCGCAGCAAUUCGCUGUUUUCAGAGCAGUGCACCAAUGGAGAGACGAACUCAGUCGGCAAGAGGAUGAGAGCCCACUAUUCAUUAUGCCAAAUCACGCUGUAUUUUCUGUGGCCCGAGCCAUGCCUUCAGACAAGUCCGCGCUAUACAAUGCAGUACAGCACGUUUCACACAUCAUCCGAGCGCGUGCAGAUGACCUGGUACGCGUCAUCACCAAGGCAAAGCAAGAAGGAGUGAAUGGUCCUGAAUUAAGUGCUGUUCUGCAGGCGAUCACCGACAUGAAAGAAGCGGAAUGGGCGGCCAAGUCAGAGACGAUCGAAGCACCAGCGCAGCCCAUAACAGCAGACCCGGCAGCCCAGGCAGUACUUCUGCAGAGUACUGUUGCAGUACCAGCUAGUCGUGCUGCAGCAUCAAAUUUCUGGGGCAAAUUAUGGAGCGACUCAGAACCGCAAAAUACGCCAAUAGUCAACGUGGACCUCGCUCUCCCCCUACCCCCCCUGACCGCGGAAGUGUUCGCCGAUACAAAUGGAUUGUCAAAUACAACACAAACCGAGAAAGCCCAACACACUUUUGUACCAAAAGAAGACAGGCCAGCGGAAGAUCAACGCACCGACUUGUUCGUAGUCAAACAGCUCGGUGGCCGAAAGCGAAAGCGCGGUGAUGCUGCGGAGGAGUCUACAUCUACACCAACUCUCGACCCCAUGGUGAAUGAUGAAAUCAUGCUUGACCAGCCCGACGAAGACUCGGAGGAGGCGACGCGUGCGCGGGAAAAGGCAGCACGCAAAGCAGCAAAGAAGGCUAAGAAGAAGGAAUUAGCUGCUGCUGCUGCUCUAGAUUAUGAUAAGCCGGCUUUUGACUACACUACUGCGCCGUCGGUGUUACAUGCCGAAGACAAUGAUGGCAAGGACAAGAAGAAGGACAAGAAGAAAAAGAAGAAGGGGUUCAACGCUUUCUCCGGUAUGACGGAUGCACCGAAGGGCUUGCCCAGGGCGCAGAAGGAGAUUGCAGGCCGCAGCAAGACUUUCACCAAGUGA
Molecule: messenger RNA, 2352 nt
Organism: Plenodomus lingam JN3
Lineage: Eukaryota; Fungi; Ascomycota; Dothideomycetes; Pleosporales; Leptosphaeriaceae
Biological process (GO): nuclear polyadenylation-dependent CUT catabolic process; nuclear polyadenylation-dependent snoRNA catabolic process; nuclear polyadenylation-dependent rRNA catabolic process
Cellular component (GO): nucleolus; nuclear exosome (RNase complex)
Molecular function (GO): 3'-5'-RNA exonuclease activity; single-stranded RNA binding; nucleotide binding
Source: RefSeq, a predicted model, not a curated record